AUGUCUUGUACUGAAGAAUCCAGUGAUUACUGGGAUUAUGACGAUCCAUCUGCAUGGUCAAAACAUUUUCCAUCUGCUGCAGGAUUAUGUCAGUCUCCAAUCAAUAUAAUCUCAAAUGAUACUGCCCUAGAAUCAUAUCCAUUACUGAUAUUUUCUUCAAAAUAUAAUUCAAAUGAAUUAUUUACAUUGACAAACAAUGGUCACCAAGUUGCUGUUACAUUAGCUCAACAUACUUAUGGACAGAACGAAAACGAUUUAUGGUUUACUGGUGGUGGUUUAACAGGACAAUUUUAUUUCGUUAAUUUUCAUUUACAUUGGGGAAGAAAUGAUCGACAUGGAUCCGAACAUGAAAUUGAUGGAGAAAGAUUUCCUGCUGAAGCACAUUUUGUUUUUAAGAAUCAACAGAAUGGACAAUUAGCUGUAUUUGCAUUUCACUUUAUCAUUGCUGAUCAAUGGGAUGAUGAAAAUACUGAAUGGGAAAAGUAUACAGAUGCUGCAAGUCAAUUACUUAAUCAAAUGAGAGAGAAUUUUUUUCGUUAUACUGGUAGUUUAACAACACCACCUUGCACCGAAGGUGUUGUAUGGACAGUAUUCAUGGAUAAAAUUCCAAUUGCUGAACAAAGUUUAAAUCAACUUCGUCAGAAUAUUACGAAGAAAGUUUAUCGACCAGUUCAAUCAAUUAAUAAUCGAACAAUUUCUAGAAAUUCUUUAGACUAA
Adineta steineri is the source of this 717-nucleotide messenger RNA. The record is from the annotation of a GenBank genome assembly. NCBI's taxonomy places the organism in Eukaryota, Metazoa, Rotifera, Eurotatoria, Adinetida, Adinetidae.